AUGACGGAUACAACACCCAGUCGUCACGAAAAAUCGCUUGGCCUAUUAACAAGUAGAUUUGUAUCUUUAUUACAAGAAGCUAAAGAUGGAGUUUUGGAUUUGAAAGUGGCUGCUGAUACAUUAGCUGUUCGUCAAAAGAGAAGAAUUUACGAUAUAACAAAUGUAUUGGAAGGAAUCGGUCUCAUUGAAAAAAAAUCGAAAAAUAGCAUUCAGUGGAAGGGAGCUGGACCAGGUUGUAAUACUAGAGAAAUUUCCGACCGACUGAUGAAACUGAAGGAUGAAUUAAAUGAGUUGACUGCAUUGGAAAAACAAAUCGAUAGACACAGCGUAUCCAUGCAACAGAGCUUAAAAAAUGUCGCAGAAGACACCAGAAAUCUCGAAUCUGCUUAUGUAACUCAUGAUGAUGUUGGCGUCGCUUUUCCAGAGUCGACUGUGCUAGCGAUACAAGCUCCCUCUGGAACAAAAUUAGCUUACCCUUUAUCAGACUCUCGAAAUUAUCAGAUACAUUUGAAAAGUGAAACAGGCCCAAUUUGUGUCAUGCUACUUAAUAAGAAUGCCCUUAAUGAAAAAAUAUCUGAACAAUCAUCCUAUAUGGAGAUGCAGUCAAAUAAUUAUAGCAAUAUCCUUUGCCUUUCUCCACCUGGGUAUCGCGAUUAUUGCUUCAAUCUUGAAGAAGAUGAAGGCGUUUGCGAUCAGUUUGACAUCUCUAAUUUGAUGACAAACUGA
Molecule: messenger RNA, 726 nt
Organism: Trichoplax adhaerens
Lineage: Eukaryota; Metazoa; Placozoa; Uniplacotomia; Trichoplacea; Trichoplacidae
Exons: 7
Coding region: 1-726 (241 amino acids)
Biological process (GO): regulation of transcription by RNA polymerase II
Cellular component (GO): RNA polymerase II transcription regulator complex
Molecular function (GO): RNA polymerase II cis-regulatory region sequence-specific DNA binding; protein dimerization activity; DNA-binding transcription factor activity, RNA polymerase II-specific
Source: RefSeq, a predicted model, not a curated record